GUGGAGCUUGCCCUCAUAUCUGUUGCAAGCGUGAAUUUUGCAUUAUUCGGAGAACCUAAAGAACAAGAAAUUAUUGUUUGGCAAUAUUAGUUGACAGCACGUAGUAUGUUUCGAAUGAGUGUAAAAGCUUUGUUUGUCGAGUAUAUAGUGUCGUUUAGGAAUUGCUAAUUUAUCUCAUAGGAACCCGAGUUGCUGGCUUAGCUGUGAUUCAGAACUGAGUCGUGUUUAACAACAAAAAAAUCAUUCAUUUUAUGUAAGGGACGAUGGCCACUCGCCAGGCUUUUACAGACUCAGACACUGCCGACGAAGCAGUGAGGGCGACCUGCGACGAUGCAUCCAUGUGCAAGAGGUUUGCAACCAGUAAAGGCUACUGGAAAGACCCAUAUAUCCAGUAUUUUGUCAGGCAGGUUGGUGAAAGAAAGGCUCCGGAAAUCAACAGAGGUUACUAUGCUCGUGUGCAAGGAAUGAAUCACCUCCUGGAUGCUUUCCUCAGGAAGACUGCCUGUGACUGUCAGGUGAUCAAUUUUGGAGCAGGACUGGACACAACUUUCUGGAGGUUGAAGGAUGAAAAUCUGUUGCCCAAAAAGUACUUUGAAGUUGACUUUCCCAUGGUCGUAGCAAGGAAGAUACACAACAUCAAGACAAAACCUCCCUUGUCUAAACCCAUUAUUGAAACACACUCCUCAGAUUCACUUUUAAUUGAUGGCCAUAGCUUGGACUCAGACAGAUACUGUAUCAUUGGGGCAGAUCUUCGGGAACUCCCAAGCCUGGAUGAGAAGCUUAAGAAGUUCCAGUUGAACCCAGAGCUGCCUACGUUAUUGCUGUCUGAAUGUGUGCUGGUGUACAUGACUCCCGAACAGUCGUCCAGACUGGUGCACUGGGCGGCGGAAACCUUUCACACGGCCAUGUUCGUUAACUACGAGCAGGUGAACAUGACGGACCGGUUCGGGCAAGUAAUGAUCGAGAACCUGCAGAGACGCCAGUGCAACCUGGCAGGGGUUGAAGUGUGCUGCUCAUUGGAAUCACAGAAAGAGCGCUUCUUGAAGACGGGCUGGGAGAGUGCUAAUGCUCUGGACAUGGCGGCUGUGUACAGCGUGCUUCCGCAGGACGAUAUGGCCAGGAUAGAGCGCCUGGAAUUUCUGGAUGAAAAGGAACUUCUCCAGCAGCUUCUGCAACACUACAGCAUUUGCUGGGCCUUCAAAGAUAAACUUAAACUGGGACUCUCACAGGUUGCUUUUUGAACCGGAAGAGGACUGAAAAUGGUUCUUUGUGCCAUAAAUCCCCUAACUUUCAGAAACAGAAGAAAGCCUCUCUUACUUCAGCACUGGUGUACCUUUUAAGGGAUUUUAAAAAUAAUUAACCUUAAGGGAACCAGAAUCCACAGCUGUUUUGUUCUGACUUGAUUCUUUGUUGGUUUCAUUGUGGCAUGGAAAAUUUAAGGAAAAAAUAUUUACAUAUUAGUUUAGCUGAUGUUUUUCUUGAAAGCAAGCUAU
Scleropages formosus (Asian bonytongue) is the source of this 1493-nucleotide messenger RNA. It is a transcript of the gene lcmt1, whose product is annotated as leucine carboxyl methyltransferase 1. Gene Ontology annotation, biological process: C-terminal protein methylation. The record is from RefSeq and is a predicted model, not a curated record. Gene Ontology annotation, cellular component: cytosol. Bases 264 to 1241 code for a protein of 325 amino acids. Lineage: Eukaryota; Metazoa; Chordata; Actinopteri; Osteoglossiformes; Osteoglossidae. The transcript is spliced from 11 exons. Gene Ontology annotation, molecular function: protein C-terminal leucine carboxyl O-methyltransferase activity.